Molecule: messenger RNA, 912 nt
Organism: Procambarus clarkii (red swamp crayfish)
Lineage: Eukaryota; Metazoa; Arthropoda; Malacostraca; Decapoda; Cambaridae
Source: RefSeq, a predicted model, not a curated record
AUGGCCUCAGGACGCCAGAAUGGUUUUAGUCAAGGGAAAUCUUGCUUGACAAACUUGCUGGAGUUCUACAAGAAGAUGACAAAUCCAACGCGAGAGAGGGCUGGGUGGACUGCACAUUCCUUGACUGUCAGAAGGCAUGUGAUACGAUCCCACGUCCAAGACUCCUACUCAAACUACAAAAUCAGGCUGGUGUAUCUGGAAGAGUCCCAAGUCCACACUCAGCCCACACUCAGUCCACACUCAGCCCACACUCAGCCCACACUCAGCCCACACUCAGUCCACACUCAGUCCACACUCAGUCCACACUCAGUCCACACUCAGUCCACACUCAGCCCACACUCAGUCCACACUCAGCCCACACUCAGCCCACACUCAGCCCACACUCAGCCCACACUCAGCCCACACUCAGCCCACACUCAGCCCACACUCAGUCCACACUCAGUCCACACUCAGCCCACACUCAGCCCACACUCAGCCCACACUCAGCCCACACUCAGCCCACACUCAGCCCACACUCAGCCCACACUCAGCCCACACUCAGCCCACACUCAGCCCACACUCAGCCCACACUCAGCCCACACUCAGCCCACACUCAGUCCACACUCAGUCCACACUCAGUCCACACUCAGCCCACACUCAGUCCACACUCAGCCUACACUCAGCCCACACUCAGUCCACACUCAGCCCACACUCAGCCCACACUCAGCCUACACUCAGCCCACACUCAGUCCACACUCAGCCCACACUCAGCCCACACUCAGCCCACACUCAGCCCACACUCAGCCCACACUCAGCCCACACUCAGCCCACACUCAGCCCACACUCAGUCCACACUCAGUCCACACUCAGCCCACACUCAGCCCACACUCAGCCCACACUCAGCCCACACUCACACUAACAAAACAUUGGUAG